Megachile rotundata (alfalfa leafcutting bee) is the source of this 675-nucleotide messenger RNA. RefSeq names its product small ribosomal subunit protein eS8-like. Gene Ontology annotation, cellular component: ribosome. Gene Ontology annotation, molecular function: structural constituent of ribosome. NCBI's taxonomy places the organism in Eukaryota, Metazoa, Arthropoda, Insecta, Hymenoptera, Megachilidae. The record is from RefSeq and is a predicted model, not a curated record. Gene Ontology annotation, biological process: translation.
UUUGCAGGUAUUUCUCGUGAUCACUGGCAUAAGAGACGUGCCACUGGUGGCAAAAGGAAACCUCUUCGCAAGAAGAGGAAGUUCGAAUUAGGACGUCCUGCUGCAAACACCAAGCUUGGAGCUCAACGCAUCCAUACGGUGCGUACACGUGGUGGAAACAAAAAGUACAGAGCUCUGCGUCUGGACACAGGUAAUUUCUCUUGGGGAUCAGAAUGCACUACGAGGAAGACCCGUAUUAUUGAUGUCGUUUACAAUGCAUCAAACAAUGAAUUAGUGAGAACCAAGACUCUAGUAAAAAAUGCGAUUGUUACCAUCGACGCAACACCUUUCAGACAGUGGUACGAGAGCCACUAUGUUUUACCCCUGGGUCGUAAACGAGGAGCUAAAUUAACCGAAGCCGAAGAAGAAGUUUUAAACAAAAAACGCUCAAAGAAGGUUGAAUCCAAAUACAAAGCGAGACAGCGGUUUGCCAAAGUUGAACCUGCUUUGGAAGAACAAUUUGCCACAGGACGUGUACUUGCCUGCAUAGCAAGUAGACCUGGACAGUGCGGUCGGGCUGAUGGUUACAUACUUGAAGGAAAAGAACUUGAAUUUUACAUGAGGAAAAUUAAGAGCAAGAAAGCAAAAUAGACAUGUAAUUACAAGAAUAAAAGGAUAUCUCCCUUUUUCUUAACA